UGUGCCGAGUUUGUGCUAAUGAGCAAUCAGUUGAAAAGAUGGUCAAUAUUUUCGUAACCAACGAUCACGGCGAAAGCAUUGCCACUUCGAUCAUUGAACUAACAGGAUUGGUGGUAAUUGAAAAUGAUGGUUUACCUAGCUUAUGCUGUGUGCAGUGCCAAUCAGACCUGAGCGGUUCCCUAGCAGUCCGUCGCAAAUGCCUCGAAUCAGAAAAUGCUCUAAAAGUCAUGCUUCAAAUAACCCCAUCAAAACAACACAUUCAGGAACUUUCCAUCGAAGAAGAUCGGAAACCAGAUUUAUCAUUAUUAAUGGAAUGUAGUGUUGCAAACGAAACAAGCCCAAAACGCACAUUGAAUCACAUAUGCUGCGGAUGUAGAUCAAGCUUCGAGACGGAAAGUGAAUUGAUGAAACAUUCCCGUUUGAUACACGCCACCAAUCCACCUUUGCCAGACCCAACGAGACCAUUCCAAUGCAAUGUAUGCUAUCGAUGGAUCAAGACACAGAAAGGUGUAGAGUUGCACAAAAGACGGCUUCAAGUAAAAAAUUCAAUCCAGCCAUUCGAGAAUCCCUUCACUGCGUAUGAUGAGAAAUCGAUAGCAAAUGAUAAUUCUAAUAUCUUUGUUGGAGAGUUUGCCAGUGUUGAUGGCAUAAAACAAGAGGAUCCUAUCGAAGUCGAUGUUAACAAAAAUUUGGAAUGUAGCAUUUGUCGAGCAUGCUUUCUAGAUGCAAGCUCAUUCGAUGAACAUAUCGAAAAGUGCAAACAAGAAGCAAACAUUGGUUGUAUUGCAGUUGCCAAUAACAUCAAAGUACCGGGUGAUACAGCUGAUGAUGCACCCACAAUAAGAGGAGUAGAUAAAUACUAUAAACAUGAUGCAGCCAAAUCAAAGGAUUCAACUCGGCAAAGGCACACAUGCUGUGGAUGUCUAAAAAGCUUUGACACUGAAAACGAAUUGAUAGUACAUUCAAAGGCAGUACAUGCCCCUGAUGCACCUGAACCGGACGACGUAGCUCCAUUUCAAUGCAACAUAUGCUACAGCUUGCAUCAAACAGUCCGUGCCGCUCGGAUUCAUCGGUCGCUUACGUGCCUGCGUAGCUUUUGUUGCAAGGUGUGUCAAGCAUCGUUUAAAAGUGCUGCCGCCCGAUUAAAGCACCAUCAUAGAUAUCACACGGACCAGCCCACGCAGGCUGUUUCAAUACGGAAGAUCAAUAGGCGUGUUGAAGGCGUAGAGACAUCAUCAGUAAAAUCUCAAAAUGGUUUAGCAGAAGAAUCAAACAAAACGAAAAAUGUGUCCAUGCCACCAGGUUCGAGUCAACAAUAUGAUCGUGCUCACGGUUCCAAUGCAUCUACAACAAGUUAUAUACCAGCAGAAAACGACGAUGAAAAUUGCAGUGCAGAAUCAAAGGAUUUAACUCAGGAAAAAUACAAGUGUUGCGGGUGUCUAGUUCAAUUCGACAAUGAAAACGAAUUGAUGGAACAUGCGCAAGCCGUACACGGCUCCAAUGCAUCGAAACCGAACGAGACAAACCCAUUUCAAUGUAAGGUUUGCUACCACUUGUUUGACACAGUUCGUGCUAUGAAUAUCCAUCGGUCCCAUUUCUCCCAGCGCAGACGUAGCUGCAAGGUGUGUGGUGCAUCGCUAAAAAAUGGAAUCGCCGUUUUAAGACACCAAAAAUGCCUCUUAAAACCCGAGAACCAUUAUCCUUGUAGGCUUUGCGGUGAAAAUUUUACCUAUUGGAUCUCUAGAAAAAAGCAUGAACAAAAUGAGCACCACGAUACAAUCGAAAAAAGUUAUAAAUGCUGCGGGUGUUGCACUCAGUUCCGUACGGAAAAGGAACUGCUGUACCAUAGCCGUUCGGUACAUGCCCCCUGGGCGCCACCGCCAGCCCAAGGGAGACCAUUUCAAUGCAAAACCUGCUAUCGUAGUUUUAAGACUGCGGGUAAUCUAAAAACCCAUGUGGAUUCAAAAAAAUAUUCGUUUCAGUGUACAACGUGCGAAAAACAGUUUUCAUGCUAUUCCUCCCUAAUCCGACACGAAAAGUUGCACAACAAAACCACGCGCCCAUGCAAAUACUGUAGGGAAACAUUCUCAAAUAGAUUCGAAUUAAGGAAACAUGAAUAUGGUGUCCACAAAGAAGAGCGAGCAAAUUUACUGCAACACGUUUGCUCUGUGUGUGGGAAAACUUUCCGCAGUGCUGAUUACCUUAGAAUACAUACGAAAUUGCAUGCUGAUGCCACACCAUACAAAUGUUUUUGUGGUGCUCAGUUCAAGCUGAAAGUAUACUUAACAUCGCACAGGAAAACGGUGCACAAUGAAGGGCACACUUGUAAAUACUGUAAAAAGAGCUUUCCCUACGCUUCCUUACUGAAGGAACACGAAAACCAGCAUAGGGGAAACAAAGAAAUUCAAUGCGAAUUUUGCGGUAAAGAAUUCUACACGAGCUCCUCUGCCAGACACCAUAUGCAGAAAGUACACGGGAAAAUUAAGAAACGUGCUUAAUGAAUGGGGGAAAAGCAAAAGGAAAAAACAAACAACGUACUAAAUAUUUUGAAAUGUAUACCUUGCUGUGCAUUCGUCUCAAACGAAACGAAAAAACUUGUUUAAUGGAUUCAGCUGAACAUUCUAACAUAACUACAUAUGUAUUCACUUAUUUUAAAAUGCGCAUGACUUCUUUUUCCGAUUUAACCAAUAAGUCGUUGUAAUGUUUGAUGUUAAUAAUAAAACCAAAUAAAUUUCUAAA
Anopheles coustani is the source of this 2739-nucleotide messenger RNA. Its product is annotated as zinc finger protein 607-like. Gene Ontology annotation, cellular component: nucleus. NCBI's taxonomy places the organism in Eukaryota, Metazoa, Arthropoda, Insecta, Diptera, Culicidae. The record is from RefSeq and is a predicted model, not a curated record. The transcript has 3 exons. Gene Ontology annotation, molecular function: DNA-binding transcription factor activity, RNA polymerase II-specific; zinc ion binding; RNA polymerase II transcription regulatory region sequence-specific DNA binding. Gene Ontology annotation, biological process: regulation of transcription by RNA polymerase II. The coding region runs from base 39 to 2498 and encodes 819 amino acids.